UUUUCUUUUGCUAGGCCAAUAACUAAAAAACCCACUUUCUUACGAUUACGAGGUUUAUUCGAAUAUGAAAUUCAAUCUUGGAAAUAUAGCAUACCACUUUUUUUUACUACCCAGGGCUUCUAUACAUUUCGAAAUCGAGAAAUGUCUACUGGUGCGAUUGCUAUCAGAGAACAAUUAGCUGAUCUAGAUUUACGAAUUAUUCUAGAAAAUUCGUUAGUAGAAUGGAAAGAAUUGGGGGAAGAGGGUCCCACAGGGAAUGAAUGGGAAGAUCGAAAAGUUGGAAGAAGAAAGGAUUUUUUGGUUCGACGUAUGGAACUGACUAAGCAUUUUAUUCGAACAAAUAUAGACCCCGAGUGGAUGGUUUUGUGUCUAUUACCAGUUCUUCCUCCUGAAUUGAGACCAAUCAUUCAGAUAGAUGGGGGUAAACUAAUGAGUUCGGAUAUUAAUGAACUCUAUAGAAGAGUUAUCUAUCGGAACAACACUCUUACCGAUCUAUUAACAACAAAUAGAUCUACACCAGGAGAAUUGGUAAUGUGUCAGGAGAAAUUAGUACAAGAAGCCGUCGAUACACUUCUUGAUAAUGGAAUUCGACGCGGUCAACCAAUGAAGGACGGUCAUAAUAAAGUUUACAAGUCAUUUUCAGAUGUAAUUGAAGGUAAGGAAGGAAGAUUUCGAGAAACUCUGCUUGGCAAACGAGUUGAUUAUUCAGGACGUUCCGUUAUUGUUGUCGGGCCUUCACUUUCAUUACAUCGAUGUGGAUUGCCUCGAGAAAUAGCAAUAGAACUUUUCCAGACAUUUGUAAUUCGUGGUCUAAUUGGAAAACAUCUUGCUUCGAACAUAGGAGUUGCUAAGAAUAAAAUUCGGGAAAAAGAAACGAUUGUAUGGGAAAUACUUCAGGAAGUUAUGCAAGGACAUCCUGUAUUGCUGAAUAGAGCACCGACUUUGCAUAGAUUAGGCAUACAGGCAUUUCAGCCCGUUUUAGUGGAAGGGCGUGCUAUUUGUUUACAUCCAUUAGUUUGUAAGGGAUUCAAUGCGGAUUUUGAUGGGGAUCAAAUGGCUGUUCAUGUACCUUUAUCGUUGGAAGCCCAAGCGGAGGCACGUUUACUUAUGUUUUCGCAUCAGAAUCUUUUGUCUCCGGCUAUUGGGGAUCCUAUUUCCGUACCAACCCAAGAUAUGCUUAUGGGGCUAUAUGUAUUAACUAGCGGAAAUCGUCGAGGUAUUUGUGUAACUAAAUAUAAUCCACGUAAUCGCAGCAAGGAUGAAACGAAAAGAAGUUCCAAAACUACUUAUAAUUAUGAGUAUACGAAAGAACCUUUUUUUUGUAAUUCCUAUGAUGCAAUUGGGGCUUACCGUCGGAAACGAAUCCAUUUAGAUAGUCCUUUGUGGCUCCGGUGGCGGCUGGACCGACGCGUUAUUACGUCAAGAGAAAUUCCUGUCGAAAUUCACUAUGAAUGUUUGGGGACUUUUUAUGAGAUUUAUGGACACUAUCUAAUAGUACGAAGUAUAAGAAAAAAAGAAAUUAUUUUUCUAUACAUUCGAACCACUGUUGGUCAGAUUUUUCUUUAUCGAAAAAUUGAAGAAGCAAUUCAGGGGUUUUCUCGUGCUUGUUCAUAUGGUACUUAG
This is a messenger RNA of Oldenlandia corymbosa var. corymbosa, 1623 nucleotides long. NCBI's taxonomy places the organism in Eukaryota, Viridiplantae, Streptophyta, Magnoliopsida, Gentianales, Rubiaceae. The record is from the annotation of a GenBank genome assembly.